Solenopsis invicta (red fire ant) is the source of this 1210-nucleotide messenger RNA. RefSeq names its product dihydropteridine reductase (gene Dhpr). Gene Ontology annotation, molecular function: NADH binding; NADPH binding; 6,7-dihydropteridine reductase activity. NCBI's taxonomy places the organism in Eukaryota, Metazoa, Arthropoda, Insecta, Hymenoptera, Formicidae. The record is from RefSeq and is a predicted model, not a curated record. Gene Ontology annotation, biological process: L-phenylalanine catabolic process; tetrahydrobiopterin biosynthetic process. The transcript is spliced from 5 exons. Bases 126 to 839 code for a protein of 237 amino acids. Gene Ontology annotation, cellular component: cytoplasm.
CAUGGUGAAAUCUGACGAUCCUUUCACGAAACUUUCCGAAAGCCUCUUCGCACGUGAUCGUAUCAUUCCGUCGGUAAUCGCGGGUCUCCGGGUCGGUCUCGCGAAAUCGUAUCAUUUAUUGAACAAUGGCCGCGGUACUCGGACGCGUAAUUGUGUACGGGGGUAAGGGUGCCCUCGGCUCGGCCUGCAUAUCGCAAUUCAAAUCGCAAAAUUGGUGGGUUGGCUCCAUUGACAUGAAGCCAAAUGAACAAGCAGAUGCGAAUAUGAUUGUAAAUCCAGACAAUAAUUGGCAGCAGCAGCAAACAGAGAUCUUGGCCCAAAUUAAAGAAACACUGAAAAAUGAAAAAAUCGAUGGCAUUAUCUGCGUAGCUGGGGGAUGGGCUGGAGGUAAUGCAGCACACAAGGAUUUCGUGAAAAACAGUGACUUAAUGUGGAAACAGAGCGUUUGGAGUUCUGUUAUAGCUGCUAGUAUCGCUGCUGAAUACUUAAAGGAAGGGGGAUUCCUCUCUUUGACUGGUGCUAAGCCAGCGUUAGGAGAAACACCAGGUAUGAUUGGCUAUGGAAUGGCAAAGGCAGCUGUUCAUCAGUUGACAAAAUCUCUGGCGGCCAAAGAUAGUGGUCUUCCUCCCAACAGCUUAGUAGCUUGCAUAUUACCAGUUACUUUAGAUACGCCAAUGAACAGAAAAUGGAUGUCCAAAGCUGAUACAAGCACAUGGACUCCACUUGAGUUUGUUUCCAAUUUGUUCUGGAAAUGGUCUCAAAAUCAAGAUCGGCCUGCUAACGGUUCUCUUCUGCAACUCAUUACCAAGGACAAUAAGACGGAGCUAAUCACAGCUUAAAGAUAUCAAAUGAAAUAAAAUUCAUGGGAACAAAAGUCUCGGAACAUUUAUGACAAUAUGAUAAUAGAUGUCGUUUAUUGUUAUGUAAAGAAGAGAGAUAUGUUCAAGAGCGGCAAGUCCUCCGAAAGUUAUAUUUGUAUCAAGAACCAAUGUAAUUUUUUUAUAAGUUUUUAAAUGUUCAUUCCAACAUUAUAUAUUUUUGUAUUGUGUACAUAAAUCAUUUAAUAUUUUAAAGAAGAUAAUUUUAGUGCAUGUGCAUAUACAGUGACAUAUCUGUUUUUGUUGCGAAUGUAGAAUAUAUAUACAUACAUAUACUAUAUUAAAUGUUGCAAAAACAAAAAAGAAAAAUUACUUAAUGCAUCAUGAACAAA